AUGUCAGAUCAAAUACGUAAGGAGUUGUGUGAGUACAAGAGAGAUAAUCCUGCAAGCACACAAAAAGACUUGCAGAGAUGGCUUGAGGGAAAGUUUCAGUUGAAUGUUAGUCAAGGAACAAUAUCAAACACACUUAAACGGUCAAAUGACUAUCUCUCUGCUGAAAUAGAAAAGGGAAGAGCAGAGAUCAAAAGACACAAACCAGCAAAAUAUCCUGACAUGGAGAAGGUUAUUUAUGAGUGA
Messenger RNA from Lathyrus sativus (Indian pea), 243 nucleotides. The record is from the annotation of a GenBank genome assembly. NCBI's taxonomy places the organism in Eukaryota, Viridiplantae, Streptophyta, Magnoliopsida, Fabales, Fabaceae.